GGAGUCAGUACCAAAUGAGGAGGAAAGGACGAUGCCAUCGAGGUGCUGCAGCGAGGCUCCCCUCCUCCCCGUGCAGUACUAAGCACUCCCCGACGCGCGAGACCUUGACGUACGCGCAGGCGCAGAGGAUGGUGGAGAUCGAGAUCGAGGGGCGCCUGCACAGGAUCAGCAUCUUUGACCCCCUGGAGGUCAUCCUGGAGGACGACCUCACUGCCCAGGAGAUGAGCGAGUGCAACAGCAACAAGGAGAACAGCGAGCGGCCGCCCGUGUGCCUGAGGGCAAAACGCCAUAAGAACAACCGUGUCAGGAAGAAGAGCGAGGCCGCCCCCAGUGCCCACGGUGCCCCUGCCUCAGCCAGUGCACUCCCUGAGCCCCGGGUGCGCGUGCUGGAGUAUAGCCCCCCGGCCGCCCCCCGCCGACCCCCUGCCUACUACAAGUUCGUGGAGAAGUCGGCCGAGGAGCUGGACGGCGAGGUGGAGUACGACAUGGACGAGGAGGACUACGCCUGGCUGGAGCUGGUCAACGAGAAGCGCAGGGCCGACUGCGUGCCGGCUGUGUCGCAGGCCGUGUUCGAGUUCCUGAUGGACCGCUUCGAGAAGGAGUCGCACUGCGAGAACCAGAAGCAGGGGGAGCAGCAGUCCCUGAUCGACGAGGACGCCGUGUGCUGCAUCUGCAUGGACGGCGAGUGCCAGAACAGCAACGCCAUCCUCUUCUGCGACAUGUGUAACCUGGCCGUGCACCAGGAGUGCUACGGGGUGCCCUAUAUCCCCGAGGGCCAGUGGCUCUGCCGCCACUGCCUGCAGUCCCGCGCCCGGCCUGCCGAUUGUGUGCUGUGCCCCAACAAGGGCGGUGCCUUCAAAAAGACCGAUGAUGACCGCUGGGGCCACGUGGUAUGCGCCCUGUGGAUCCCGGAGGUGGGCUUCGCCAACACGGUGUUCAUCGAGCCCAUCGACGGCGUGCGGAACAUCCCCCCCGCCCGCUGGAGACUGACGUGCUACCUCUGCAAGCAGAAGGGCGUGGGCGCCUGCAUUCAGUGCCACAAGGCGAACUGCUACACGGCCUUCCAUGUCACGUGCGCCCAGAAGGCCGGCCUCUACAUGAAGAUGGAGCCCGUGAAGGAACUGGCUGGCGGCACCACCACUUUCUCUGUCAGAAAGACCGCUUACUGUGAUGUGCACACGCCCCCGGGCUGCACCCGGAGGCCUCUGAACAUUUACGGGGAUGUCGAAAUGAAAAACGGUGUGUGUCGAAAAGAGAGCUCAGUCAAAACGGUCAGAUCAUCGUCCAAGGUCAGAAAGAAAGCAAAAAAGGCUAAGAAGACGCUGAGCGAGCCCUGUGCGGCCCUGCCACCUGUGUGCGCUCCGUAUAUUCCCCCUCAGAGUGGGAUCCUUCUAUUCUGCCGUGUCGGCCAGGAGGUGCUGGUUUCAGAGAGGUCACCGGCAGGACCCACACAGCUGGGCUCCCGGGCGUGGGGCGAGGUCGGGGCCGCUCCACGGAGGUUGAAUAGGAUUGCGAACCAGGUGGCCGUGCCACGGAAGAAGCAGUUCGUGGAGAGAGCCCACAGCUACUGGCUGCUCAAAAGGCUGUCCCGAAACGGCGCUCCCCUGCUGAGGCGGCUCCAGUCCAGCCUGCAGUCCCAGAGAAGCUCGCAGCAGAGGGAGAACGACGAGGAGAUGCGUGCCGCCAAGGAGAAGCUGAAGUACUGGCAGCGGCUGCGGCACGACCUGGAGCGCGCGCGCCUGCUGAUCGAGCUCCUGCGCAAGCGCGAGAAGCUCAAGCGGGAACAGGUGAAGGUGGAGCAGAUGGCGCUGGAGCUGCGGCUGACCCCGCUCACGGUGCUGCUGCGCUCGGUCCUCGACCAGCUGCAGGACAAGGACCCGGCCCGCAUAUUCGCCCAGCCCGUGAGCCUGGCAGAGGUGCCGGACUACUUGGACCACAUCAAGCAGCCCAUGGACUUUGCCACCAUGAGGAAGCGGUUGGAAGCUCAGGGCUACAGGAGCCUCCCCGAGUUCGAGGAGGACUUCGACCUCAUCGUGGACAACUGCAUGAGGUACAACGCCAAGGACACAGUGUUCUACCGGGCAGCCGUGCGGCUGCGGGACCAAGGCGGCGUCGUCCUGAGGCAGGCCCGGCGUCAGGUGGACAGCAUUGGCUUCGAGGAGGCGUCCGGCGUGCACCUGCCUGAGCGGCCUGCCGCGGCCCCUCGGCGGCCUUUCUCCUGGGAGGAUGUGGACAGGUUGCUGGACCCGGCCAGCAGGGCCCACAUGGGGCUGGAGGAGCAGCUGCGGGAGCUGCUGGACAAGCUGGACCUCACGUGUGCCAUGAAGUCCAGCGGGUCAAGGAGCAAGCGGGCCAAGCUGCUGAAGAAGGAGAUCGCACUCGUGCGGAGCAAGCUGAGCCAGCGGCACAGCCCGGCCCCGGCCGCGGACUCAGGUAUUGGAGGCUUGCAAGAGGAAGGUGCUCAGCUGGGGCCGGAGACGGGGGACGAAGGAGAUAAAUCUCCCCCUAAACUUGAACCAUCAGAUGCAUUACCUCUUCCUUCAAACUCGGAGCCUAAUUCAGAACCACCAACCCUCAGACCAGUAGAACUCAACCCAGAGCAGAGUAAACUAUUCAAAAGAGUCACAUUUGGUAAUGAGUCACAUAGCGCUCGCGCUCAGAGCGCGCUGGUAAUCGGACACCCUGCACAGCCCACCCGCACCCGCACGGGCGAUGCGCCAGCGGCGGCCUCCGCGGGGGCGGAGCCUUCGAGCGAUGUAAACAGACGCACCUCUGUUCUCUUCUGCAAAUCGAAAAGUGUAAGCCCCCCAAAGUCUGCCAAGAACACUGAAACCCAGCCAACUUCUCCUCAGCUAGGGACCAAAACCUUUUUGUCUGUAGUCCUUCCGAGGUUGGAGACUCUUCUGCAGCCAAGAAAAAGGUCGCGGAGCACCUGUGGAGACUCCGAGGUGGAGGAGGGGUCCCCCGGAAAGCGCCUGGACACAGGUCUCACCAAUGGCUUUGGGGGUGUGAGCAGUGAGCAGGAGCUGGACAGUGCCCCAGGCCGGAAGGCCACACCUCGGCGUCGCUGUGUCUCCGAGUCCAGUAUCUGCUCCAUCAGCAGCCCACUUUGUGAUGCCAGCUUUAGUGCUCCCAAGUGUGGCCGUGGCAAGCCCGCGCUGGUUCGCAGGCACACGCUGGAGGACCGCAGCGAGCUCAUCUCCUGCAUCGAGAGCGGGAACUACGCCAAGGCGGCCAGGAUCGCUGCUGAAGUGGGUCAGAACAGCAUGUGGAUCUCAGCCGAUGCUGCGGCCUCCGUCCUGGAGCCCCUGAGAGUGGUCUGGGCCAAGUGCAGUGGCUACCCCUCGUACCCCGCCCUGAUUAUCGACCCGAAGAUGCCGCGUGUGCCUGGCCACCACAAUGGGGUCACCAUCCCGGCCCCGCCGCUGGACGUGCUGAAGGUUGGCGAGCACAUGCAGACCAAGGCUGACGAGAAGCUGUUCCUCGUCCUCUUCUUCGACAACAAGAGGAGCUGGCAGUGGCUACCGAAGUCCAAAAUGGUUCCCCUUGGCGUUGACGAGACGAUAGACAAGCUGAAGAUGAUGGAGGGACGGAAUUCGAGCAUCCGCAAGGCCGUCAGGGUCGCCUUCGACCGUGCCAUGAGCCAUCUGAGCCGUGUGCAUGGCGAGCCGGCUAGCGACCUCAGUGACAUCGACUGAGCUCUGCCUGCGACCCAUGCACGUGGGUACGCUGUACAUGUCUGUAUAUUGUCAGAACCUAACUUAUUCUGGUUUCAGGCACGGCUCUCUAAUUCUUUUCCCCGGGAAGGGGAGGUUUUGUUUCCAAGUUUCUACGAAACCCUCCCCGGAGGGGCGCUCUGGAUGGCGGAGCGUCCUCCAGGCACAACUGUGCCCGUCACAGGUCACACCCGAGGGUGCUGCUUGCGUCACUUUCUUUGAUCCGUAGCUUUUUUUUAAAAGACUUUUGAAUGUUUAAUAAUUUUGUAAAUCAGACUCUUUACACAGAGUACCACUUAUUUAAUAAGACGGGAUGUAAAUUUACAAUGACAAAUGUGUAUUUUAAGAAAGAAAAUGACAUUAUUUUGAAUGGUACUUUGUGGGAAGAGGUGGAGAAUAAAUUUAUGCCGUUUGCAUUGCCUGCAAAUCACCAAAAACACUCCGUCCCCCGGAGGCCGGUGGGCGUGUCCUCGGGUGUUGCUCCGCCCCCUGGAGGCUGGUGGGCGUGUCCUCGGGUAUUGCUGUCCUGUUCUGCCCACGGGUGCCUGCCAGAGGGUUAUUUAUUGUAGAAAGUGUAUCCACUUGCUUUAUAAUGAAAAAUAAAUUUGAAAAAGUAUAUUGAUAUGCAUUUUUAUACAGGCACAUAAAAGUUCCACUUGCUUUGGGAGCGGGGUAUGUUGGUUGUUGUGUAAAUGACUCUGGCUGUGUGUUCUUUGAUUUUGUAACUUGUCAUCUUUUGUUUACAACAGGGGCUUUUCUGUAACUUUUAAUUUAGAACUUUGGUAGCAAUAGAAACUUUGGAUACGUUUUUGUAUGGUACAUGUGAUGUAUAUAGAAUUAGUACUUUAUUUUUAUUUUUAAGAGGUAAAGCAUUAUGUUAGGGGAAAGGUAGGGAGGGUUUCCAAAAUUGCAUUUUUUAUAUUAAAAAAUAAAGUCAAGAUUUGGACGGUGUGGCCAUUUCAUUCCUACAUCACUAGAACACUGGUGGGGCGGGCGUCCUGGGGGCUGGUGAGGGCCAGGGUCCCAGCCGGCUUGAGUCGCCAGCUCGAGUCACGUGACAUUCUUUCAUCUUAAAAUUGUCAUGGGAUGGCAUUAUUUAUUAUUUUACCUAAUCAUAUUUUUAUUUUAAAGUGGUAGUUUGAAAUUUUUCAAUGUUUUUUCUUUUCAGUCUCCAUUGUUUGUAACAUCUCCACAGAAACUUGAAAAUAAAAUGUCUUCCUUUGA
Hipposideros armiger (great roundleaf bat) is the source of this 4940-nucleotide messenger RNA. RefSeq names its product bromodomain containing 1 (gene BRD1). The transcript has 13 exons. The record is from RefSeq and is a predicted model, not a curated record. The coding region runs from base 15 to 3698 and encodes 1227 amino acids. Gene Ontology annotation, biological process: regulation of transcription by RNA polymerase II. NCBI's taxonomy places the organism in Eukaryota, Metazoa, Chordata, Mammalia, Chiroptera, Hipposideridae. Gene Ontology annotation, molecular function: protein binding.